AUGGAGGACUUAAACGGCUUGAGUUGGUCCUCCGACUCCAAAAACCCAAGCAAACCGCCGCCAAUGAGCUCUGGUUACUUGUACCCAACCAUGCCAUCAAAUGGCGGCUCCGGCAGGUCUACCCCGUUAUCUGCGACCUCGAACCGCUCAAGCUCGCCAUCAAAGCCCGCCACCUCUACCGGAGAUAGCUUUGCGAAUCUGGUUUCAUUCAAUUCUUCCGCCGGAAACAAGAACCUCACUCUCUUAGAACAGCAGAAACGCUUGCAGGAGGAAAAGGCUAGGAAGGAAGCCGAAAAUCGUAGUCGAUUCGAAGGAGGCCAGAACAACCAAUUCUGGGACAACUUUGAAGGACGUACCCGGAGCCCCGCAUCUGUACCUGCUUCUCGGUCCACAUCAACACCCGCGGACGAUGAUGAUAUCCUGGCCGCCUUCGAUGCUGCCGCGCCGGUUGACGCGUCGACCAAUUUCCCGAUCCCCGAAUCCGCAAGAUCGUCGCCCCGCGUCGGCCUGAACGGUCGCUCACCUUCCAAUGGCGGAAUUACCAUGGAGGACAACACGGGAGGUUUGGAUGCCUUUGAUGACGAUGACCCAUUCGGCCUCAAUCAAUUGAAGCAGAAAUCCACGCCUAUCCCCGCUUCUCAGCCUCAACAAGGCGACGAUGAUGAUUUCCUUGGGUUGCUCGGGAAGCCGGUAUCAGAUAUCCCCCACCAGGAACCGCCUCGCACAUCUGCCACACCCUCAGACCGAGGACGAGACCAAGAUGCAUCUCCUAAGCCUUCUAACGAUGUCGAUCGGGCUAUUGCGGAGCUGGUGGACAUGGGAUUCCCCGCGGAUAAAUCUCGCCGGGCUUUGAAUACCACAGACUCCGGGACUGACGUACAGGCCGCUGUUGGUUGGCUUCUUACCCAAGCCCAUGCGGAAUCUCGACAGAAGACUGAAGGGCAUCCCAGUGCCACUCGUUCUGCUGAUCGCGCUGAAAGGAGCGAUAGUCGUAAUCGCGACAGGCCUUCUUGGAUGAGAGAAGAAAUGUCAGAAUCGAGAUCACGUCAGGAUAGACGGAGUCCAGCAUCAGCGGACAAAGACCCUGCACAGUUGGCAUCUCAAUUUGGCAAUAACCUGCUGAAAUCAGCCGGCUCACUUUGGAAGACUGGUAGCAAGAGAUUCCAACAAGCUGUAAACGAAUUUAGUGUCGAACAUGACCCUAGCCAGCCACGUUGGAUGAGAGAUGCAUCCCCACAAGACGAACCUCCUCUGCAGCCGCAGCGUCCAGGUCGUGACCAGUUUACUCAAGCUCAAAGAGAACAACAGGACUUCACUAAUGAGGCUCUUCUUCUUGAGUCUGGAGCUGGUCGGCCUCAGAAACCUCCGCGUCCUCGUGAAAGCCACCACCCCGACCCGAGAAGCCAGCCUCCUCGUAAUCAACAGCCCCCUGGUGAUGUCUCGCCAAGGCAGCAAGCCAACUUCCUCCAGCGUCCAUCCCGACCAAGCCCUCCAGAUGCUAAACUUCGGCUUUCACGCUUUGCCGCCGAAGAGCAGCCGGCGCAAGCAUAUGUUAGUCCUGCGAGACGCAAGCGACCCCAGGCGCCACCGCCGCCUUCUGAGCCUGCCGUCGACCUCUUUGAUUCUCCCGCUCCGUCAGCUAGUCGUCCAAAGCCCCCUACCCCAGCCCAGACUGCCACCCCUCCGGCACGCUCAGCUUCCAUCCCCGUGCGGCCCAAAGCCCCAACACGGUCUAUUCCACCUGUAUCUCAAGAGGCGCUUCAAUCGACACACCGACACCGCGGAAAGGCUGCAGAGUCGUACAAGAGAGGCGACUACGCAGAAGCCCACCAGAGCUUCUCUACGGCUCUCAGCAUGCUCCCUGACAAGCACCCUAUCACCAUUAUCAUCCGCAGCAACCGUGCCAUGACAGCCCUGAAGAUCGGCGAACCGAAGUCCGCCAUCGACGACGCCGAUAUCAUCCUCACAUUCAUUGGCCCGUCCAAGGGCGAAUCAGAGGUAAUCGAUCUCGGCACCGGCGAACCACCCAAGCCCAUGAAGGACUUCUUCGGCAAGGCUUUAAUACGCAAAGCCGAAGCCCUAGAGCAGCUCGAGCGCUGGGGCGAGGCCGCGCAGACGUGGAAGCUGGCUGUGGAGUCUGGUCAUGGUGGCAGCACGAGCAUCCAAGGCCGGAACCGUUGCGAGAAAGCAGCCGGUAUCAGCAAGCCUCAAUCCAAGCCUGCCGCAGCCCCUGCCAGAAAAAGGCCUUCGCCUCCGCCUAAGAAGCCUUCUGCUUCGUCCGGUCUCACGGCCACGUCUGCAUCAGGGACAGACUUUGAAGCAGUUAGUCGUCUGCGGAAAGCUAACGAGGCGGCUGAGCGUGCCGACGAAGAGAAGUUUGCUCUUGCUGAUAGCGUUGACGCUAGAAUUGCUGCUUGGAGGAAUGGCAAGCAAGACAAUUUGCGUGCACUGCUCGGUAGCUUGGAUUCUGUGCUGUGGCCCGAGGCUGGGUGGAAGAAGAUUGGAUUGUCCGAGCUGAUUUUGCCGAAUAAGGUUAAAAUUCAGUAUAUGAAGGGCAUUUCGAAGGUGCACCCUGAUAAGAUCUCCACCACUGCCACCACUGAGCAGCGUAUGAUUGCUGGGUCUGUGUUUGGAACCCUGAAUGAAGCGUGGGAUAAGUUCAGAGCUGAAAAUAAUCUCUGA
Molecule: messenger RNA, 2682 nt
Organism: Penicillium vulpinum
Lineage: Eukaryota; Fungi; Ascomycota; Eurotiomycetes; Eurotiales; Aspergillaceae
Product: UBA/TS-N domain protein
Exons: 2
Coding region: 1-2682 (893 amino acids)
Biological process (GO): clathrin-dependent endocytosis; clathrin coat disassembly
Cellular component (GO): intracellular membrane-bounded organelle; cytoplasm; vesicle
Molecular function (GO): clathrin binding
Source: RefSeq, a predicted model, not a curated record